Melanotaenia boesemani (Boeseman's rainbowfish) is the source of this 4180-nucleotide messenger RNA. RefSeq names its product solute carrier family 22 member 17 (gene slc22a17). The record is from RefSeq and is a predicted model, not a curated record. NCBI's taxonomy places the organism in Eukaryota, Metazoa, Chordata, Actinopteri, Atheriniformes, Melanotaeniidae. The coding region runs from base 690 to 2423 and encodes 577 amino acids. Gene Ontology annotation, biological process: transmembrane transport. The transcript has 11 exons. Gene Ontology annotation, cellular component: membrane. Gene Ontology annotation, molecular function: transmembrane transporter activity.
AUCUUUGACAGCUGUGUUACGAAGUUACGUCGCUUCGACGAUUUUAGCCGAUUUUUCACGAAGACUGCAGCCGCCGGCGGAGCUGCUCCCUUGCUUUAAACAGACAGCUCUCCGCAGUUUUCCACCCGCUCUUUGUCCGCUUCCUGACGACGCGUUUCCCUCUGAGGUGAUGUCGGACACAGUUAUGGAUUACAUAAUUAUUUUACGUCACGUCGGCUUUCAGAAACUUCGACUAAAUCGUAACAUUGGAAACCGGCAACGGUAGGAGGAGAGGAGUCCAGCAUCCCCGGCGGGCAGCAUCACAUGUCAAACUGGUUAGCAGAGCUCGAGACUAACAGGAGUCCGGUGUCCUUGCUGAAGUCAAAGACAGCCUUGGUGUCCAUAAGUGACACGCAGUACGUCAUCAGGACAGAAAUGUCUUUUUAUUUAUCAGAUAAAAGCAGAACGGUGUCGAGCCGCCGCUGAAAUCCAGUGAAUGCUGUGAAACUACUUCGUCUCACCUCGCAAUGUUGUGGAUAUUUGGUGAAGAAAACGGGCUAAUUUUGGCUCAGAUUUAGCAGCAUUUGAAUUAAAGCCCUGCAGUGUGAGCAGCAUUAACAGAACCAGGACCUUCAGCCUGAAGCAGCUAAAUAUUUCUCCCCUCAACAUCCUCCCCCAUCUCUGUUUUAAACCCCUCCCACCCCAGAGCGAUGACAUCACCAGACUCACCGCCCCUGGUCUCCCCUUCCCCGUGCCCCGCUCCUCCUCCAUCCCUCCCCUCCUCCCCAGUGCCCUCUUCCCCAGCCCCGUCCUCCUCCUCCAUCCCUGCGCCACCCUUGCUGCCCCCUACGGGGGAGGUGAUGGUGCUGGCCCUGGGGAGGAAGAAGCAGAGGGUGCUGAUUGCUCUCUCCAUCCUGCCCAACCUUUUCCUGGCCUUCCUGCUUUCUUCCGAUCCCCUCAUUACCCUCUCCCCUCACCACCACUGCCACUUCCCGGGACCCGUCCUGUCGCCAGACGUUUUGAACGCCUCCCUGCCCUGGGAGAAGGGGGAGAGGCCCGGCGACAAUGGGGGGCCGUCUCAGUGUAAACAGUACGUCAACGGCAGCCAGUCAGCGGUGGUGGACUGUGAGAACGGGUGGGACUACAAUGUGACGGAGGGUCUGAAGAACAACAUUGUUACUGAGUGGGAUCUGGUGUGUGGGCAGUACUGGCUGGUCCCAGUGGAGGAGGUGUGUUUCAUCCUGGGAAUCCUGACUGGCUGUCUUGGUUUGGGCUAUGCAGCUGACAGGCUGGGCAGGUUCAAGACCCUGCUGACCUCUCUGACUCUGUCGGUGGUAUUUGGGGUGCUGGUGUGCGUUUCUCCAUACCCGUCUAUCUUCAUCGUCAUGCGUUUCUGCCUGGCCGCUGCCAGCGCUGGAGUCUAUCUCACUCUGUAUAUCACCCGCCUGGAGCUGUGCGAGCCGUCUCUCAGGCUGUUGGCGACCAUGCUGGCCGGGCUGAUGACCGUGGCUGGAGAGCUGCUGCUGCUGGCCGUGGCCCUCGGCUGCCAGUCCUGGCGGGGGCUGCUGGGAGCCGGAGCCGCCCCUUUAACGCUGUUUCUCAGCUACGGCGUUCCUGGUGUAUUUCCAGAGUCUCCUCGCUGGCUCCUGCUGUCAGAGCGAUCUGCAGACAUGAACACAUUCAGCGAGAGAAGAAACUCUAACAGGGACGAUGAGAGCUUCACAGAGCUGGAUUCAGAACCGGCUCCCUCCUCACGCCCCCAGCUGUCCUAUCCUGAGCUCUUCCACAGCAGGAACAUCUGGAAGAACAUGUGUGUGCUAGGCUUCACCUCAUUCAUCUCUCAUGGCAUUAGUCACUGCUACAGCUCUUUCCGAGGUGACGUCAGAGGCACCGCCCCCAGCUUUUACUGGACGUACCUGCUGUCUGUGUGCGCAGGGGGUGGUGCCUGGCUGUUGCUCUGGACGACCGUAGACAGGUGCGGUCGCCGUGGCAUCCUGCUCUUGUCCAUGACGAUGACGGGCCUGGCCUCUUUGAUCCUCCUGGGACUCAUGGAGUAUCUCAGCGAGACGGCCAUCACUGUUUUCUCAGUGCUGGGUCUCUUCUCUUCUCAAGCCACUGCUGCCCUCUGCAUCCUCUUCACUGCAGAGAUCAUGCCCACCAUCAUCAGGGGUAGCGGUGUGGGCAUCGUGCUUGCCUUGGGCUGCGUGGGCCGUCUCAGCUCCCCCAUCAUGGAUCUGCGGAACCACUACGGGUAUUUCCUGCACCACGUGGUCUACUCUUCUCUGGCUCUUCUGGCAGUGCUCUCCAUCCUGCUGCUGCCCGAGAGCAAGAGGAAGCCGCUGCCCCAGACGCUGGCCGACGGGGAGCAGUACAGACGCCCACCGCUGGGCAGGAGGAGGAGGGAUAACGUGCCCCUGCUGGCCACUCCCAACCCAGAGACCUAAAAGACUUAAACACGGGGGGAACGGAGCACUCAUUUUGCUGCCAGAACAUUUCCAUCUAUCAUGUUCAUGCGGUGGAGAGGACAAACAAAGCAAUACAGAAAACAGAAAGAUGGAUGGAGAGAAAAGGGCUGAUACCAAUCCAACGACAGUGAUGAAAGUGAUCAGACUCAAAGCUUCCAAACAUAUCAUCCUCUAACCAUUCCAGGCAGACACAUUCACUUUUCAUGUCUUACACACAUUUAAUCAAGCCCUCAUCUCUUCUCGAGCAGAGGACACGAGACGCACCAGCACACACUGCUGCACGCCUUCCUCCAUCCUCAGUGUGUCCGUCGUAGACAUCGCUAUUAGCAAGUUGCUAACUUAUCUUAGCGUUUGUCUAAACCUCUGUAGAGUAUCUUCUUUUUGUCGUAAGUUCUGUGGACGACACAGUAAGUGCUCAGAGAUGUAUAAAAUCACAGUUGGUUUUGUAUAAAUUUCUAGCAUUUUUGUCAGAAAACUCCCGUAGUUCUUGGGGCACAUGUUGUUUUAAGGCGAAUGUGAGUGUAAAAUGCCUUGUAAAUACUCUAGACUUUAGUUUCUUUAACUUUGAGGAGGUUUGUUUUCUUUCUCUUUUGUAAGCUGACCCUGUGGCUGGAACCUUACAGUAUGCUAUGCAGUGGAGAGGCAAUGUAAAGCACUUUGAUUUUUUAAUUUAAUUUCUUUUCUUAAUUUUAGGAUAAUGGCGGUUAAUUUGACCAAAGUCUUUAAAUUUAAGGGACAGAUCUACAAACAUAAACCAGCUGUUAUCAAUAUUUGGAUCAAAAGCGAAAUGUAUUGAUGUUCAAACUGGAUAAAUCCAGUUGCUGAGUCUGGCCUGGAGCCAGCAAUAUUUAUAUCUUAUUUAUGUUGUUAAGUAUAAACAGUAAUUUAUCCUGAAGAUUUGCAAGUAUUAAGCUAAACUGGGUUAACUUUAUUCUCUGAUGUCACCUGUCAAAUAACAGCAAUGCUGUUAGCUGUCACUACAUUCCUAUCUGCAUGUUUGGAGGCACCGAAGGGCUUGUUUUUCUCUAUUUCAUUAUGAACUCAUAGUUAGUACCUCUCGAAAUGACCAGCGUUGGCUGUAAGAGAAGAGACGGUUAUGAACAAACUACAGUGACUUGUAUUAACAGGAACAUUUAUUUUUUUGUCUGGAGGUGGUCUGUUGUUUUAGCUGAAUGUUUCUUCAUGCUGGAGAAAGGGCCCGAUGAGCACGCCCCCUUAACGGGAGCUGAAGAGGGUCCCGGAGCUCCGAAUUAACCCGACUCCUCUUUGGCAAGAUGAUUUUUAUCUUAACAUCGUCUUUGUUUAGACUGUGCUGGAAGAAACCACUUUAUAAACCGCACAAAUUGAACUAUGAUGAUUAUCAAAGCUGUUCCAGUCUUUUAGAAACAGCAAGUCUUUUUCCUUAUGUCGACAGGUGUGUGGCAUUAACAGGAAACACAAGGGGUUUAAAAUGGGCUCUGAUGUUGAGGAGUUAAUAUUAAGGACACACACAUUUGCUGAUGGCUUCUUCCAUCAGCCUGUGGUAGAUCUUUUAUUCCUCUGUAUGUUGCACUCAACACGUCUAACACUUAGACUCAGAUAGUUAUUAUCACUGAUUAACUUGGCUUGAUUAUUAUUAUGUCUGACAAAACUGAUGAUCUGUUCAAUGAGUGUAUGCAGUUAACUCUAUAGCCUGAUUUAAUUCAAAUAAAACUGGACAAAUAAACAAGUUGUUGGUGUUUUCUGUAUUAAAAUCA